AGGAACGAUGGUAGUUCCGAUGGAAGUUUGGAUAGAAUGUCCUUGGGAGGAUCAAUUGGAAGGUACGAGAAGUGCUCCUUGGACAAGGAGACAAUAAGCCGAGAAAGCUGGCCGAAACAGUCCAAACUAGAUUUCGGAGAUGUUUAUCAGAGCACGUACAUUUAUAGCGUUAUCAACAUGUCAUCAUAGUCAUCAUCAUGAUCAGUCUAUAGAAAAAGACAGGAGAACAGGAGAAAAGACAAAGGAAAUGAAACAAACAAAAGACUGUGGUCUGGUUCUGGUUCUGGUUCAUGUUCAUGCAGAAAAGAAGAAAAAUGCAAACAUGACAUCGAAAUUAAAAUGCAAAGAUAAUGCAGAAGAAAGAAAAAAAAAAGAAUAAGGAAAAGAACAUCGGAAGAUGAGAGAUCAUAAACGAAA
Messenger RNA from Aspergillus welwitschiae, 417 nucleotides. RefSeq lists its product as uncharacterized. Bases 140 to 379 code for a protein of 79 amino acids. The record is from RefSeq and is a predicted model, not a curated record. The transcript has a single exon. Lineage: Eukaryota; Fungi; Ascomycota; Eurotiomycetes; Eurotiales; Aspergillaceae.